UGUGGGUACACCAGUAUCGUUUCGGCAGUGCCUUCGUUCCCAUCAACGUAGCGACAUUAAAUAUAAAAAUACCUCUCUCAGUAAAUUAAUUUAAAUACAUUCUUUCCUCCACCAUUAAACGUUGUCGCUCCUGAGCUGAGAAGAAGAGCAAAAAAAAACUCCAUCCUAAGGUCAGUAGAGAGUGAAUCAAAAAAUCAAUUAGGGAAUCCAUUCUAAACACCAGCGAAGCGGCAAAUUAUCGUUUUUUGCACUGAGAAUUUCGACAAAACACUACACAACGAACAGAGACAGUAUUUGUUGGAAUUAAUUCAAGAGAAAAAAUCAUCACAUAAUGUAUCCAUUUGGCUCGGGAGGUCCUCCGCCACCCAACUCUUCAGCUCCUUAUCCUCAGGCGCCCUUUGGUUCCGGUAUGCCACAACCGGGACAGGCCCCCUAUCCGCAUUCAUCACCCUACCCGCAUGUCUCUCCCUAUCCGCCAAAUCCAUCCUCUAUGCCCUAUCCAAAUUAUAAUCCUAAUCCUGGAUAUCCUAGUCAGACACCUGGCUAUCCACCAGCGUCCACCUACCCACAAGGUGGUGGAGGCUACCCCCAGGGAGGUGGAGGUUACCCCCAGGGAGGUGGAGGCUAUCCUCCACAAUCCUCAGCUGGGUAUCCACCUCAAUCCUCAGCUGGAUAUCCACCUUUCGGGGCGGGUUAUCCACCAGCUAAUACCUCAUCCCCCUAUCCUGGCUCUUAUCCCCAAACCCCGAGCUCUACACCGGCGGUAACUUCCUACCAGAAUCCAUACCAACCUGCCCCGGCCAAUCCCUACCCCUCUCAGGCGCCUACCGGAACUGGUGGCCUGUACCCUGGAAUGCCCGGAGCCGGAGGUGCUGCCAUGGGCAUGGCACAGUGUUUUGGUGAGAUGAAGACCCACGUCACGAGAAUUAACAGUGAGAUCAAGUCCAAGGGAACCCCCACAGUGAGAGCUGCACCGGAUUUCAAUCCCGUGGCUGAUGCUCAAGCACUAAGGAAGGCCAUGAAGGGCUUUGGCACCGAUGAGGAUGCCCUGAUUAAUGUGAUCUGUCGCCGUAGCAAUGAACAGCGACAGAUUAUUGCGCGGGAGUACAAGACAAACUUCGGGAAGGAUCUCAUUGAGGAUAUUAAAUCUGAAACAAGUGGAAACUUUGAGAAUCUCCUGGUGGCCCUCAUGACGCCAAUUGUGGACUUCUAUGCCAAAGAGCUGCACGAUGCCAUGUCAGGUGUGGGAACUGAUGAGGAUGUCUUGAUUGAGGUGUUGGGAUCUAUGUCUAACUACGAGAUCCACACCAUUAAAUUCGCCUUUGAGAAGAUUUACGGGCAAAGUUUGGAGAAUCAGCUCAUCUCAGAGACAUCAGGGAACUUCAAGAGACUCCUGGUGUCCCUGUGUGUGGGUGGACGCGAUGAGAGUGGCGUUACGGAUCCUGUUGCAGCUCAGAAUGAUGCCAGAGAACUCCUGAAGGCUGGUGAAUUGCGAAUUGGCACGGAUGAGAGUACCUUCAACAUGGUUCUGUGUCAGCGCAACUAUGCCCAGAUUCGCCUCAUUUGCGAUGAGUACCAGAAGAUGACGGGACAUACACUGGAGAAGGCCAUUCGAAAGGAAUUCUCCGGAGACAUCAUGGAGGGUUUGUUGGCCAUCAUUGGGGUGGUUUGCAACAAAACCGAGUACUUUGCAUCUCUGCUGAAGAAGAGCAUGGCUGGCAUUGGGACGAAUGAUCGGCAGUUGAUCCGUCUAGUUGUGACCCGAUGCGAAAUUGACAUGGCAGACAUUAAGACUGCCUUUGAGCGUCUCUACGGCAAGAGCCUCAAGAGUUGGAUUAAGGGUGACACAUCUGGCCACUACAAGCAUGCUCUGUAUGCUCUCAUAGGAGAAGAGAGAUCCUCAUAAGAUCAUCACCACACUCUUUAAUCUAAUACUUUAUACAUGCAGUGCAUUAUUUCUCAUACUUCCAUUGACAACAGAGCUACAAAUUUUUCUCAACACAACACUCUCUGUAAAUUAUAUAUGUGGGUUUUUUAAUUGAUGGGGAAGAGAGCAUUUUUUUUUGUAAUAAUUUGUUUUGUCGUCUUUCCCGGCAUAAAGAUUGAAUAAAAAAAAAAGUAUUCGCGCCUGAAA
This is a messenger RNA of Lutzomyia longipalpis, 2134 nucleotides long. Its product is annotated as annexin B11. The record is from RefSeq and is a predicted model, not a curated record. The transcript is spliced from 6 exons. Lineage: Eukaryota; Metazoa; Arthropoda; Insecta; Diptera; Psychodidae. Gene Ontology annotation, molecular function: calcium-dependent phospholipid binding; calcium ion binding. The coding region runs from base 332 to 1906 and encodes 524 amino acids. Gene Ontology annotation, cellular component: cytoplasm.